AUGCAACCGCGAUCCCGCGCGGGUUCGCCGCAUCAAGGCGAUGACACCAAUGGAUCGACUAAGCAUCACUAUUCGUCUUCUUGGACCCCACCUUCUUCGACUCCUCGACGUCAUCUCAGUCCUGGCAAGCUUUCAAGCCCUUCUUCCAGUGCUACCCCUGCUUCAUCCACCGGUCUCAUUUCACCACGCCCAACUCAUGUACACGCCAUGGUACGCGAAAGGUCAUUUCCACGUGAAGAGGGCAAUAGUCGACCCCCAUCGAUCCGAUCAGCUUCAUCGUUUGGACGACCCCUUAACAGACUUGUUCAUGGUGCACACUCGCGUCGUCCUUCUGGAUACUCAAACUUCAGCACUAUGAGUGAAACGUCACUGCCAUGGACAACACGCGAUAUUGGAUUUAAUGCCAUCUCGGGCGUAUUAAACGAUCCUGUGAAAAGAGUUCAAUCGACAUCCAAGCCGAGUAAAGCUGAAGUGCCUCCGGUCGCAAGGGCGUCCAUCCCCAAAGUGAAGCCAUCUGAUUUCGACACUUAUCUCGAGCACAUUCGCCCUGUCUUUGAACGAUAUCAAGCCAACAAGCAGACCGAAGAGGAAGAAUAUGCAUCACCCACACUCAAUGAUACGGCAACGAAUGAAGAAUUACCAGUGCAUCAACGUCCAAGUACACGCAAUCCUUAUGGCCAAGUCUUAUCCAGCGAUAGCUUAGCACUUGUUGAUCCUGCACCAGAAACGCCAUCACCUGUACCUCGAGAAUUACCAAUGCUUGAAAAUGUGCCGCCCAUCUUUUUCGAUCCCGAAUUUCACCUUGAAGAUCCAAGAACAUUUGACCAAGUGUGCGAAGGUGCAGACAUUACUGGCAACAGCGGACCCAAUCCACCCAUAUCAACCAACAGCAUCUUGCAAGAAAAGCUAUCGUAUUACUUGGAUACAGUGGAGGUGCAUUUGAUACGGGAGAUUGAGAAUCGAUCAUCAUCGUUCUUUGAGGCAUUAUCCAAUUUACAAGCGCUACAUCAGGAGACACUCGAUUGCGUAUCACAAAUUCAUGCGAUUCGAAAGAUGAUGAAAGAGAUCCAGACGACAACAUGCAACAAUGGAUUGGAUGUAGUGAGAUUACGAGUGAGGGAAAGGAACUUGAACAAGCUGAAUCAGGCAGUGGAAUUGGUCAAAGAGGUGCAUGCGGCUCAACCCAAGAUCCAAGUAUUACUCGGUCAAGGGGAUUAUUUUGGCGCAUUGGAUUUAAUUGACGAGACACGUGGAUUACUUGACCAGCACGAUGGAAUCGAUCUAAGAAAAGUGCGUGCCCUCGGUGAUUUUGCUAGCCAACUGGAUGAGAUGGAAAAGGCUGUGGGUGUCAUGAUGCAACACGACUUUCUCAGUAUCUUAUUGUCUGAUCUCAGCUAUCAAAUCGAAUCUAUCGACUAUGACGAGGAAAAAAAGACUUGGCCCGGAGCAAAGGUCAAUGCUGGCGUAGUACAACCUGACAGUGAGCUGCAAACCCGACUCAAAUCCAGCAGCAAUGCUCUUUUACGUACCAAUAUGCUGGGAUCGACAUUGCAAGGAUAUCGUGAAAGAUUAUUAUCAGAGAUCAAGGAGAUUGUGCGGAAAAAGUAUCCACCUUCUUCACCCAAUGAUGAUGGAGCGCAAAGUGGAAUUGCAAAGCAACUACGUACAAUGACAUUUGACUCAUUCUCUCGAAUGCUUACGGACGUGUUGAUUGGAUUGGUCAAGGCAAUCGAACGAGCGGCUAUUUACCACCGAACGCUGUGCCAACUUAUUGAUCAAUGCAUUCCUGAGGAUGAUGUUCAGCGCAACGAGCUCAAGAAGGAAUCAAGUGAUAUCGUCUUUGCAGCAGCUGAUCUGGCUCAUGUACGCUGCGCCAAGCUUAUCGGUUUCAGAAGCGAGCAAAAUGCACAAUUGAAUCCUACCGACUUUUAUCGAUUAGCCAACAUGUUACGCACUUUUAUUCAGCAAUGCGAAGCUUUUUGUGGACGCACAUGCUUUGGUUUACGUGGCACGGUGCUAUCCCAGCAAAAAGCGUUCAUCGAUCACUUUCAUAUGGAGCGAAUCAAACAAGAGGCACAGCUUAUUGAGAACGAGCAAUGGAUCGCACAAGAAGUUGCUUCAGACUUUCAAGGCAUUGUGGACCGGAUAUGUGAUGGCAGUAUAUCUUCCUUUGCUGAAGGGGAUGGUCAUCAACCACAUUCCAAAGACAACCAACGCAGUACUCGUUUCCUUAUCAUUCACGAUGCCAGCUAUUUCACCGUUGGAUGCAGCUUGCUUCUCAUCAAGAUGUUUGAGGAUUACAUGAGAUGUAUAUUGAACCUUGAAGGAAUGACAACUGAUAUCAUGCAAAAGCUGAUUGAACUGCUAAAGCUAUUCAAUUCGCGUGUAUGUCAAGUCAUUUUGGGUGCUGGUGCAAUGCGAUCGGCUGGUCUGAAAAACAUUUCUGCAAAGCAUCUAGCCUUGGCAUCCCAAUCCAUCGGCAUCAUGAUUGGCUUGAUACCUUCUGUCAAAGAGUGUGUGGGACGCCAUAUGCCUACAAAACACAAGGUGUUGCUCUCCGAGUUUGAUCGUAUUCUGAAGGAUUACCAAGAACAUCAAAAGGAGAUCCAUGCCAAGCUUGUUGCAAUCAUGAAUGAAAGGUUUGCUGUCCAUGUCAAAGCGAUGCAGGUCAUCAAGUGGGACGAGCUGCCUGAUACGGAGAAGAGCCCCAAUGGGUACAUGGAGACGUUGGUCAAGGAAACAAUGACAUUACACAAGGUUCUCAACAAAUAUUUGCCACACCAUGAUCUGCAGCAAAUCAUGUCAGAUGUCUUUACCUCUUUCACCACUCAAUUGACCCAUGAAGUCCGUCAGCUUUCAAUACACACCAAUGCUGGCAAAGACAGACUUGCAAAGGAUGCCGACUACUUUACUCAAAAGCUAUCGUCGCUCGAAGAUAUUAGCCCUCCAUCAAAUUCUGUCAUUGAUGCUGUCAACGAUAUCACACUUUCCUAA
This is a messenger RNA of Lichtheimia ornata, 2994 nucleotides long. RefSeq lists its product as uncharacterized. The transcript has 8 exons. Gene Ontology annotation, molecular function: syntaxin binding. Gene Ontology annotation, cellular component: GARP complex. The record is from RefSeq and is a predicted model, not a curated record. NCBI's taxonomy places the organism in Eukaryota, Fungi, Mucoromycota, Mucoromycetes, Mucorales, Lichtheimiaceae. The coding region runs from base 1 to 2994 and encodes 997 amino acids. Gene Ontology annotation, biological process: Golgi to vacuole transport; retrograde transport, endosome to Golgi.